Molecule: messenger RNA, 756 nt
Organism: Nematocida minor
Lineage: Eukaryota; Fungi; Microsporidia
Exons: 1
Coding region: 1-756 (251 amino acids)
Source: RefSeq, a predicted model, not a curated record
AUGGAUAUGAAUGCUGACAUAUCGCAGAAACUGCUUUCCUUUCACAGAGACAUUUCAGACGAGUACCAGUCUCUCAUUGAGACAUUCAACAUAUACGCGUAUGGAUAUGGAUACAAAUUGGACAUUUUAAAGGAGGUGUUCCAAAGUGUCUUUGUAGUCGACUUUUCCGAGGGAGAAACAGUGAUGACCAGCAGAAACCUUUACGAGCAUUUUGAAAUGGAGCCAAAAGAAACAGAUCUAAAGCGGGCGCUACAGCACAUCAGCACCCUUGUAAGAAGAGAAGACGUAAAGCCCAUAGUUCUUUUAAACGCAAAAAAAGACACGCUUGACAAGAUCGAAAAUUUAAAAGUUAUUCUUGUCCAGCACAGAGAGCUGUACUUCUCUUUUGACGAUCUGGUGCAGCACAACUAUGUGAUGAGAGAUGUAACAACGUUUAUAUUCGAAGAGAAAAAACGGGGAGGCAUUUCUACAAAAAUAGAUGAAGCCCUCAACGUGUACGACUGUGUCGGAAGUCUGAGCAAAAAAAUAUUCAGACUUACCCUCAAGGCAGCUGCCUCGCGUGCAGAGUUUUCUUUGCGAGAAAUAUUCAACAAAGAAAAAAAGAGGCUUCUUAUCAUAAACUACAGCUCUUUCAGGGAGGCUCUCUCUGCCUUUAUAGACUCGCACAUUCUUGUGGAGAGAAGCGGAAUGGCUAAGCUCAACCUGAACAAGAAAGAGCUUGCUGAGAUAAUUGCCCUUAUGGAUAAGAUGAAGUAG